This is a messenger RNA of Cydia splendana, 2613 nucleotides long. RefSeq names its product heparan-alpha-glucosaminide N-acetyltransferase (gene Hgsnat). Lineage: Eukaryota; Metazoa; Arthropoda; Insecta; Lepidoptera; Tortricidae. The transcript has 10 exons. The record is from RefSeq and is a predicted model, not a curated record.
GUUCAGACGUCAGUGCGUGCGCACUGGCCUGAUCAUUGCCGGCACCGGCAACAUCCGUGCUUUUUUACCAGCCAGUGUGUCGCUUCCUUAAAAACACUGGCAGUUUAAAAAAAAGUCCGCGCGUUUUAGGAGCGAGUGUUUAUUUUUUUCCGAAAUUACGGGCCAUUUUGAAGAAUACUGGCCACAUUUUAAAGUGUAAAAAAACGAAUCAUGAAUGAAACAGUGAUGGUGUCAAAUAAUACUUGGCAAUGGUACCGGGAGGCUAUCCGCUCCUGGCUCGAGGAUCCUGGGGUGGUGGAAUAUCAGGGUUUGAACAUGACGGCUCUGAAGAUGGAUCAGGCUUAUAUGGUCGCGGAUUCGGAGGUUGAUGUGGGGGUGUACAGCGUUUCGGAUGAUUGUUUUCGGUGUCCCUUCGAGCUGCAGAAGAUCAUAAAAGCUGGUACAGAAGGGUCGUGGGUGGUGGACACUGCGCACCGGUCCUCAUGGAGGGUGUACCACUCCUCGGAACGGUACAUCUCAGCUACCAACAUGACAGGUCUGGUGUGCCAGGCGAGGCCGGACCUUGGCCAGUUCGGGGUCUACCGCCUCAAUGCGACAGACGAGGCCUGCAGCGUCAGGACCCUCAGGGAACCCGUCGACAUUUAUAUGCCUCUCCUGCUCCUCCUCGGCGUACUCCUCGGGACAUGGGUGGUCUACGGCGUGGUCCGCUUCAUCAUGUCCAGGGUCUGGCGGACCGGGAAGCUGCGGUACGGAGACAAGGAGCUGGCCAUCCAGCAGCGGCUGCGGGCGCUCGACACCUUCCGAGGCAUGGCCAUAGUGUUCAUGAUCUUUGUGAACGAUGGCGCCGGCGGCUACUGGUGGCUCGAACACGCUACGUGGAACGGUCUGACGGCAGGGGAUCUCGUCUUCCCUUCAUUCCUGUGGAUCAUGGGGGUGUGCAUACCUCUGUCUGUCAAGGGAGCUUUUGCUAAGGGAGUACCGAGGUGGAAGAUCUUCUUGCAUAUUGUCAGGCGCUCCUGCAUCAUGUUUCUGCUCGGCGUCGCUCUAAACACAAUCGCAGGCCGCAACACUUUAAGCCAGAUCCGCGUCUUUGGCGUCCUCCAGCGGCUCGCCGUGGCGUAUUUCGUGGCGGCUGGCUUCUACGCGCUCACGGCUCCGAAGUACUUCACGCCACCCAGGGUACAUGAGGUUUGAUUCUCUGGUGCUUGCGGACAGGCUUUAAAAGACGUCCUCUCAUGCGUGUGGUGCUGGGCUUUAGCUGGAGCCCUAGUAGCAGUUCACACUGUGAUCACCUUCGUAGUUCACGACCCUGACUGUCCAGCAGGCUACCUCGGCCCCGGCGGCAAGCACGACGACUGGGCGGCCCCGGAGUGCAGUGGCGGUGCGGCGGGCUACAUCGAUCGUCUGAUCCUUGGCUCCUCACACCUGUUCCAGUGGACUGACCGUCGCCAGGUCUACGGAGGGCAACAUACUGACCCUGAGGGUUUACUUGGUUGCCUAACAUCAGCUGUACAAGCGCUACUAGGUGUGCAAGCAGGAGCAACGGUAUUGCUGCAGCGCUCACACAAAGCCCGCCUGUCUCGCUGGCUAGCGUGGGGACUAGUUUUCGCUCUAGCUGGUGCCUUGCUGACUGGCUUCAGUAGGGAGCAUGGAGUGGUGCCAAUCAAUAAGAACCUGUGGUCCAUCUCCUUCGUUCUGGUGACGACAUCGUUCUGCCUCGUCCUGCUAGUCCUCUGCUACCUGUUCACGGACGCCUGGCGCCUCUGGGGCGGCGGGCCGUUCCGAGCGCCCGGCCUCAACGCCAUAGCCUUAUAUGUUGGUCAUAUGGUGUGUUACAACAUGUUCCCUUUCCAUUGGAAGGUGGCCAAUAUGGAGACGCAUACGAUAAACUUGUUGGAAGCUGUUUGGGGGACCGCGCUUUGGGUUGUCAUAGCGCAUGUUAUGGCGAAGAAGAAGGUUUUUAUAUCGCUUUGAAUUGCCUGUGAAAAGUAGAAAGGAGCUUGUAAGAGAACAGUAUAACACUGUAACAUUUUUCUUAUCCAAAUGGAUAUGAAGAUCCGUUCGAUAAUUAUGCCCAUUGGAGAAAAACUAGCUAUAUAAGAGUUUACUCAUACUUAUAGAUAACAUUGUAAAACCAUCAUGAGUUGUGUCCAUAGCGCCAAGAAUGCUUAUAUGCGAUAGCGCUACCAACGUAUCCUGUCCUGUCAAAGCAGAAUUUCAUGAUUUCUAAGGUUUAUAUUUGCUAUUUUUUAUACCAAUAUAGAAUGUGUCAACCUUUUUUGUAUGUGACAAAUUGUUCAAAAGGUACUCAGUACCGGUUUGAUUGUACUUUAAAUUAGGUGUAGGUAUUUAAGUAUGAAACCGACAUAAUAACUCCAUUUGUGUUGUCAGAUGGAGAUCAAUCUCUUACUUUGUUUCAAUGGUGCUCUGAGAUGAGGUUGGUUAGAUUUCCUAUGCGGUGUAACUUGGCCAAGUAUGUAAUUAAGUUUAAUGAGCCGUCAUAGAGGAAUCGUUUAAUUUUGCCAAGUUAGCUUAACGUAGUUUUAAAGACUGAUUAUUAGAUUUAACUGAACUUAUAUCUUAGCUAUAGUUGAAAUAAAAACAUUUAACAAU